This is a messenger RNA of Pseudomyrmex gracilis, 1393 nucleotides long. RefSeq names its product cAMP-dependent protein kinase catalytic subunit-like. Bases 223 to 1293 code for a protein of 356 amino acids. The record is from RefSeq and is a predicted model, not a curated record. Gene Ontology annotation, molecular function: cAMP-dependent protein kinase activity; ATP binding. The transcript has 2 exons. NCBI's taxonomy places the organism in Eukaryota, Metazoa, Arthropoda, Insecta, Hymenoptera, Formicidae. Gene Ontology annotation, cellular component: nucleus; cAMP-dependent protein kinase complex. Gene Ontology annotation, biological process: peptidyl-serine phosphorylation.
UAAAAACAAAAAUCUAAUUUUUCCAUCUUUCUCUCUCAGCUUAAAGAGUUUUAAAUCUAGCAUCUAGCAUCUUUUGAUCAAAACACUACAAAUGCGUCCGCGCAAUGGCGAAUGUGCAAAAGAACACAUGUAAGAAACAAUGCACAAUCGUUGUCUCUUAUUUCGUGUCGUCUCUCCUAACCAUUUGAACUCGGAGACAGAUUCAUUUAAACGAAUGAUUGAAUGUUCAAACCCCGACAAUAUAUGGCUGACACCGAACGAGAACGCAAGUUCGCGGAGUACAAUAAUAUUCUGGAAAAUCAGAAGAAAGAGUUUUUGGAAAAAUGGAAAACGAAGACGGACGACGACGUACAUCUGGACGACUUCGAUCGUUUCCGAACCCUCGGCACCGGUGCCUUCGGUCGCGUUAUCCUCGUCAAGUACAAACCCACGUCUACGUAUUACGCCAUGAAGAUGCUCGAUAAAGCAAAAAUCGUGAAGAUGAAGCAGGUGGAUCACGCGCGCAACGAGAAGCGGAUCCUACAAUCCAUUAGCUUUCCGUUCACCGUCUUCAUGAAAUUCUGCUUCAAAGACAAUUCUUACUUAUACAUGGUGCUGCCGUUCGUGAACGGCGGCGAGAUGUUCACCCAUUUGAGGCGUAUGGGAAAGUUUGACGAAUCACUGGCGAGGUUCUACGCCGCCCAGGUGGUCCUGGCUUUGGAGUAUCUGCACCACUGCAGCCUGAUCUACCGCGACUUGAAACCGGAGAACAUUCUGAUACAAAAUACCGGCUACAUCAUGAUGACCGACUUCGGUUUUUGCAAGAUGUUAAACAACGGCCGCGCAUGGACGUUGUGCGGCACACCGGAAUAUCUAGCGCCCGAAGUGAUUUUGUCGAAGGGUUACAACAAAGCGAUCGAUUGGUGGAGCUUCGGCGUGCUGAUUUACGAGAUGAACGCGGGAUAUCCGCCGUUCUAUUCGCGCGAUCCCAUCAAGAUUUAUGAAAAAAUUGUAGCCGGGAAAUACAAGUUCGCGCAUCACUUCGGCGACGAACUGAGAGAUAUAAUAAAGAACAUUCUUCAGGUGGACAUAACAAGAAGAUACGGUAAUUUGAAAGACGGUAGCAUGGAUAUCAAGAAGCAUCGUUGGUUCAAAUCCAUCGACUGGAUUGAGAUUUAUCAUCAGAAAGUGACUCCGAGCUUCAUUCCUCAUUGCGAAAGUCCCGGUGAUACCAGCCACUUUGAUCAGUAUGACGAAGUGAUGCACCAAAUCGCUUCCAUAGAUCAAUACGGCAAAGAAUUCGCGAAUUUUUAGAGACGGUUUAACGUUUAAGAGGGUCCUGGACCGUCCUGUUAUAUUACCGAUCGAAAUAAUUCGUAUUAAGACGUGUUUUUCGUAAUUAUUGCUCGGAUAG